This is a messenger RNA of Brettanomyces bruxellensis, 3486 nucleotides long. RefSeq lists its product as uncharacterized. The record is from RefSeq and is a predicted model, not a curated record. Lineage: Eukaryota; Fungi; Ascomycota; Pichiomycetes; Pichiales; Pichiaceae. Bases 1 to 3486 code for a protein of 1161 amino acids. Gene Ontology annotation, cellular component: perinuclear endoplasmic reticulum; cytosol; intracellular membrane-bounded organelle. Gene Ontology annotation, molecular function: sterol binding. The transcript has a single exon. Gene Ontology annotation, biological process: endocytosis; piecemeal microautophagy of the nucleus; maintenance of cell polarity.
AUGGAAACAUUUGAAGUGCGGUCCAAGUCUUUCACCAUCAAGUGGGUGAAAGCGCCGGAUAAUACAUACAUUAGGUGGGAAUUAAAGCCACUCAAGCGGUCGAUCAAUCUGGGAAUCUAUCGAUACAACAGCCGAGACGAAAUUUCCGAGAGCAGCGCAUCUGCGCAGAGUGCCGGCGCCAGCAGUGCCAGCGCAGUGUACGGGAGUGAGAAUACGAGCGCCUCUGUGAUCAGCGAGCCGCGCGAUCGCGCAAGCGCGUCCAACCUCAGCGCAUCCUGGGAGGCGGCGGACCCGCAGGCCGACGGCGCUGGCGACGACAAAAGCGCCAAGGCUGUGAAAUCCGUUCAGCUGUUUUCCAGGGAGAACAUCAGCGUCGACGCCGUUAACAGGGUGCCCCGGAAGUUGUUCAGCACGAUUCACAAGACGUUUUUCAGCACGGCGGCAGGAGAGCGCGGCGUCUCAAAGGAAGUGCUUGCGCGCAGUACGGAUGCGGAUGCAGAUGCGCAGGUGCAGGCGCAUGUACCAGAAGAAGCGCCGGCCGGCGCUGCACGUGAGCGGCCGUUCCCAAGCCCAAGCUCCACUGAGAGCAGCCAGAGGAAGCCAAGGCAUCGUUCAGAGAGCCGCAGCUCGCUGAUAAGCUUCAACAGAGUGUCAUCUUUGGAAGAGCGCAUAGAUCGGCACUUGACACAAGAAAAAUGGGUGGGAAGUUGCGCAGGGGACGAGUUCAUAAGUCGCGCAUUCCGUGUGGAGCGCGGCGGGUUGUUUGCUUUUGUGUUUGACAACACGUUCAGCCGCACGAAGGCGAAAAAAGUGAUGUUUACGCAGUGGGUGGAGGACGGAGAGGAGCCAGCGCGGGCGGCGCAGGCGGAGCGCAUGGGGUGCAUGGUGGAGCGCAGGGCGGGGCGCAGCGAGCGCAGCUCUGAGCGGCUGCACAGCCACAUGCACAGCCACAUGCAUUUGCACCAUCACGGGCAUGACCAUGUUGAGCCGCCGGAGCCCCACCCAAGCGACCCGGACGACACUUUGCAGGAGGAGGAACCCCGUGCGGAGGGCGGCGGCGCGGAGAAACAGGCAAAUGAGGAAAAUUUGGAAGAUGAAGAAGAGGAGAAAUCAGCACAUAUAAGAUUUAAGCUUCCAGAAGAGAAGCAACUGGGCAAGAACACGAUUAUGAUCCGGCUGAAAGGCGUGCAGUACCUCCAGGGGAUCCUCCGGAAGAAGAGGAGGCGCGCGGGAGGCAACUUUGUGCGGCGGUUCUUCAACUUGAACUUCAAGUAUGCAGUUUUGGACUAUUAUGCAGACGAGACGUCAAACAACGUCAGGGGCAACAUGUUGGUGACACAGGCGGUGAUUUCGGCGGACGUCAAGCAGCAGAUGUUGUACCUGGACUCGGGAAUGGAGCAGUGGAUCCUCAAGGCGGUCACCAAGGAGGAUUUUGACGUUUGGGUGCAGGCAUUCGAUUACAUCAAGAAGAAAAACCGCCAGCAGCGGCUUCUGCAGCAGCCAGGUGGCGCAAUGCAGCCGCAGGCAUCCGCUGAGCAGUCUCUCAUGUCGAUUCCUGUGGAUGGCUACGGGAUUGGGGCCAUCGACGACUAUAUAGACGCCAACGACAAACAGAGAACUUCCAUAAGUUAUGACUUAACCAAGCUCCAGAAACUCGCAGAUACUGCCGCCAGCACACUUGGCGACCUCAAGGGAGAGGUGGAGGCGCACUGGGCGAAGAAGAAGAUGGAUAAGAGGGAGCGGAAAGAGCGGAAAGAGCGGGAGACGGAAAUCGUGCAAGAUGCGGCAAAUCUCAUCACACAGAUUCAGUCGCGGGUCGGGAAUAUCCGCGGGCGGUUUACCGCACUUGCGGAUGAGGACGCUGACGCAUACGUGGCCAGCAUUCUUUCUGGCGCCAAGCGGCCCUUGACGCGCACCACGACUGCGGCGACUUCUGUGCUGUCCCAGGACUUCUUUGAUGCGCAGGAUGUGAUGGAGGAGAUGAAUGAGGGCGUGGUGAUGGUUGGCGCCGAGGCGGAGGCCGGCGCAGGAGCGGAUGUGGACACAAGCGCAAGAGCUGGCGCGGGCGUGGAUUCUGGCGCAGACGCCGGGCAGCCCGCCGCAGCGCACCGAGUCGAGAUCAAGUACGGUAGCAAGGAGAACAUCUUCGUGUCACAACUCGAGAGCGAGCCGGAGUCCGUGUCUUCUUCAAACGAGUGCAGUGACGAGGAUGAGGCCGCGGCGGGAGAAGUAGUCGGUGUGCCUGCAGCGCUGGCAGCGCCCGCAGCGCCGGAUGCGCAGCUUGGCGGCGUAAGAGACCUGUACCCGCUCCCGUAUGCGGGCGCAGUCGAGUACAGAAAGGACAUUCCACCCUGCGCGGCGCCUCCACCUUCACUCAUCGGCAUUCUUAGAAAAAGCCUCGGCAAGGAUCUCACCGGAAUCACCAUGCCAAUAACUUCAAAUGAGCCGAUUUCCUUCAUGCAAAAAUAUGCGGAGUGCUUCGAGUACGCAGCGCUGUUGAAUCGCGCAGCCACAGAUAGCGCCGAGUCGGGUGCGCGGAUGCUGGAUAUCGCGUGCUUCGCGGUCAGCUAUCUGUCAUCAUACCGCGCAAAGACGCGCAGCCAGCGCAAGCCCUUCAACCCGCUCUUGGGCGAGACUUUCGAGAUGGUGCGCCCAGAAAUGGGCUUGCGCAUGCUCUGCGAGAAGGUCGUGCACCACCCGGUGGUGUUCGCGGCGCGCGCAGAGGGCGCAAAGUGGCAGGUGGACCAUUGUUUUGCGCCGCAGCAGAAAUUUUACGGCAAGGCGGCGGAGAUGUUUGUGGACGGCAAAGUGUACCUCAAAUUAGUGGGCGGAGAAAGCGGCAAAAACGAAACCUACGAGUGGUUGCAGCCGACGGUGGCAAUCAAGAAUGUGAUAUCGCUAACUGGGGAGCGGUAUUCUGAGCCGACGGCCCAGAUGACAAUCCAUUCCAGCACGGGUUACCGGGCGGUGAUUUGCUUUUUGCCCGACAAGUCGCACUUUUCGAGCCGGCGGUCGGAGAAACUGACGGUGAAAGUGUACGGUCCGACGAGCAAAAGUCCGCUCAAGACGGCGGCGGGAACAUGGACGCAGAGCGUGCGCGACGACGAGAGCGGAGAAACGGUGUGGGAGGUCGGGAAUUUGGUGCCGGAUGCCGACGACAAGUUUGGAUUCACGGAGUUCGCGGCGGGUCUCAACGGGAUGACGGAGAUUGACCGCGGGUGUGCUCCGUUCGACUCGCGGCGCAGGCCCGACCAGCGCAUGUACGAGCAGGGCGACGUUGAUAAGGCGGAGGCGCUGAAACUCGAUCUCGAGCAGAGGCAGAGAGACCGGCGCAGCGCCCCCGAUGGGAACCCCGUCACGCACAAACCAGCAUUCUUCAAAAAAUCGGGCCCCGGCGAUUUGGACUACACUUUUGUGGAGGGCCCGGAGAGUUACUGGGAGCGCAGGAGGCGCCAGGACUGGGAGGGGCUUGUCAAGUUGUGGUAA